GCCGGGCUCUUCUUCGUAGUGCCGCCGGGACCGUUGGCGAGUGAGUGUGUGUGGCAGCUUCCGUACUACUCGAGCCCCGGGCGCUGCGAGCUAAAGAGCAGAGCACGCGGGCGGGUCAACAUGUCGCGCUACGGGCGGUAUGGAGGAGAAACCAAGGUAUAUGUUGGUAACCUGGGAACUGGUGCUGGCAAAGGAGAGUUAGAAAGGGCUUUCAGUUAUUAUGGUCCCUUAAGAACAGUAUGGAUUGCAAGAAAUCCCCCAGGAUUUGCCUUUGUGGAAUUUGAAGAUCCUAGAGAUGCAGAAGAUGCUGUGCGAGGACUGGAUGGGAAGGUGAUUUGUGGUUCCCGAGUGAGGGUUGAACUAUCAACAGGCAUGCCCCGGAGAUCUCGUUUUGAUAGACCACCUGCCCGACGUCCCUUUGAUCCCAAUGAUAGAUGCUAUGAGUGUGGCGAAAAGGGACAUUAUGCUUAUGAUUGUCAUCGCUAUAGCCGUCGAAGAAGAAGCAGGUCACGAUCUAGAUCACAUUCUCGAUCCAGAGGAAGGCGGUACUCUCGCUCGCGUAGCAGGAGCAGGGGACGGAGGUCAAGAUCAGCAUCUCCUCGACGAUCAAGAUCUGUAUCUCUUCGUAGAUCAAGAUCAGCUUCACUCAGAAGAUCUAGGUCUGGUUCUAUAAAAGGAUCGAGGUAUUUCCAAUCCCGGUCAAGAUCAAGAUCUAGAUCUAGAUCUCUUUCACGACCAAGAAGCAGCCGAUCAAAGUCCAGAUCUCCAUCUCCAAAAAGAAGUCGUUCCCCAUCAGGAAGUCCACGCAGAAGUGCAAGUCCUGAAAGAAUGGACUGAAGUUCCUCAAGUUCACCCUUUAGGGAAAAGUUAUUUUGUUUACAUUAUUAUAAGGGAUUUGUGAUGUCUGUAAAAUGUUACCUAGGAAGGAUAUUUCAACCAUCUAAUCAAAAUGGAUCUGGAUUAAUACUCUGUAAAUUCACAGCAGUAAGAUAAUAUAAGUUUUUUGUUGAAUGUAUUAACAUCUUAUGGUCUGAACAUGGGUUUUUAUUUGGCACAUUUAAAUAAAAUGUUUCUAACUAGAUUUUUGAUUCGUGUUCAAUAUUAACACUUCUCAAUUUGGUAACCAUCAGGAGUCAAACUUGAUAACUAUUAAAUAUUCAUACAGAGUUACAUUCAAAGUUUAAUGGUGUUAAAAGUCUUGAACAUCAUUAACUGUUACAUACAUAACACUUUGUCAACAUCUUAAGGGACUUUGAAAAAUUCUAUUUUACCCUUGUAUCUGGGUAAGAUGAUCUUGAGUCCCCUGUAAUAGUAUGAGUUUAUCAUGACAGAUCCCUCAAUUUAACUUAUUGAAGUUGGUGUUAAGAGACAUCAAACUAAUGAUCUCAAUCUGUCAAUCUAGAGGGACCACUGAUUGACCUAUAAAUGAGCAUGACGGGAACUAAGCAAAGCUUUUUGAGUAAAUGUGAUAUAAGAUGUAAGGAGAAACUGAUUUCUGGAGGCUGUUUUAGCUUAUUGAUGUUUCCAGGCAAUUAGGUGGGAUGGUUUCUAUUCAGUGUUCUUUGUUUUCAAACAUUAGUUAACUGAUUUUAUACCAAAAAAAAAAAAAAAAAUGCAUGUAUGAGAAAUUGUCUGGAUUUGGAAUAAAAUGUAAACCAGCUUUGCAAAAUUUUCCAGCCUAGAUAUUCUUCUGUAUUCCUUCAAAUGGAUCACCUUAUUUUGUUCAAAGACCUAUUAUGUCUAAGCUAGGUUUCACAAUUCCCAACAACCAACAUUAUUUUGCCAAGCUGGUGCAAAGUAAUUAAUGAUGUCAAUCAGCAAUGUUAAUGAGACUUAAGCAGUUUUGUAAAUCCCACUUAUUUAGUAGCAACAUUUCAUGUAGCUUAAGUUUUUUUGGUAGUAUAUGGUAGACCUUAGAAUGUUACAGCCAGUAGGUUCUUAUUCAGACUUAACUAUAUUAAGUAUAAUGGGACAAUGGUUAAAACUUUUACCAGGUAUUUUCUACCUUGGUGUAAAAGGAAAAAGUGCUGGUGGCACAGGAAUCUGUCCUUGUCUGUUUUCUUAAGGCUUUUCUACAAAGUCAUUGGAUGAUAAUGCAAUUUGGGAAUACUGAUCUGCCUCAAAUUUAUUUGGUGGUCUGAGUGAUCACUAGUAUAUUAGAAGUUAUUUGGGUUCUUUGUUUUAGAAUUUUGACAACUGAGCAUUAUAUGGUUGGCAUAAAGCUGUGUAAUUGGCAGGCUUAUUUGUUGCACUGGUUAGCUUUAAUUGUUCUGUAUUAUAUAAAGAUAAGUUUACUCAACAAUAAAUCUGCAGAGAUUGAACAAAUAA
Messenger RNA from Marmota flaviventris (yellow-bellied marmot), 2328 nucleotides. RefSeq names its product serine and arginine rich splicing factor 7 (gene Srsf7). Lineage: Eukaryota; Metazoa; Chordata; Mammalia; Rodentia; Sciuridae. The record is from RefSeq and is a predicted model, not a curated record. Gene Ontology annotation, molecular function: RNA binding; zinc ion binding.